Molecule: messenger RNA, 787 nt
Organism: Spinacia oleracea (spinach)
Lineage: Eukaryota; Viridiplantae; Streptophyta; Magnoliopsida; Caryophyllales; Amaranthaceae
Exons: 3
Coding region: 159-500 (113 amino acids)
Source: RefSeq, a predicted model, not a curated record
AAUGAAAUAGAGAUAGAGGCGACAUCGUAUGCAACUUAACACUCAUCAGUCAUCGUUAACACGAGAGAAAAGGGGAAAACCCCAAUUAAGGUACUCGAAUUUGAAGCACGCAAAAUUGUAGUGAGCUUGAUUUCUGGGCUUGAGCUUUAAGUGCAAAAAUGAUUUCAAUUUGGCGGCAGAUCUCCAGAACUUUCACUUCUCCAUCGACAGCUUCAAUUCCAGCAUUUGCACCUCCGUCUUCUAGAUUCUCCUCCACUUCAUCUCCGUACUUAGUGAAGGUCGGUAUACCAGAAUUCUUGAGGGGGAUAGGGAACGGAGUGGAGGCUCAUGUGGAGAAGCUUGAGUCUGAGUUUGGGGACCUUCAAAGGUUGCUUGUUGUUCGCACUCUCAAACUCAAGAAGCUCGAAAUUCCGUGUAAACAUAGAAAGCUGAUACUGAAGUUUGCCCACAAAUACAGAGUUGGACUUUGGAGGCCACGAUCUGACAUGGUGAAAGUUUAGCUCCUUGUUGAUCAGCUGUUUUUUAAAGUGGUGCUGAAAAUUGAAGAUUACGCUUCACCUAUCUGAAUCAAAAUUGUACCUGGACGUCCUCUGGAUUUGGGACUGCCAUUAACCUCGACCUGUUCCGAAUUAUAUGGAUCGAGUUUUUGAUUUCAUUUGUGAAUCUUGAUGUGGGGUGGUUCAGUCUCAUGAAAUAAUUUUGCACUGAUCUUAUUUUGUUCCUUGUUGAUUCCCUUAUGAUUAUAGAAUUUAUGAUAAUAUUAGUUCUAGCUGUUUUUUUUUCUGCA